Molecule: messenger RNA, 2065 nt
Organism: Pleuronectes platessa (European plaice)
Lineage: Eukaryota; Metazoa; Chordata; Actinopteri; Pleuronectiformes; Pleuronectidae
Product: E3 SUMO-protein ligase ZBED1-like
Exons: 2
Coding region: 680-1723 (347 amino acids)
Molecular function (GO): protein dimerization activity
Source: RefSeq, a predicted model, not a curated record
ACGACAGAGCCCUACAUCAGCCUCACUGUACACUUCCUGGAUCAAGACUUUGAACUGAAAACGCGAUGUCUACAGACAGCCUACUUCCCCGGAGAACACACUGGGGAAAACAUUGCGUGUGGACUACGUGAGGCUUUGACCAGCUGGAAUUUGCGGGAAGAGCAGCUAGCUUGCAUCACCACCGACAACGGGUCAAACGUUGUGAAGGCCACCGAACUCAACCACUGGGUCAGACUUCAGUGUUUUGGCCACAGGCUGCAUCUUGCCAUCGGUAAGUGUAAAUUAAUACAUUUGCUUUACGUGGCAUUAUUGUUAUCUAUUGCCGUCUUAUUUUGUAAUAUUAUUGUUUUAUUAUUGUUUUUGUUAUUUAUUGUUAUUAUUUUAUAUUGUUUUUUGUUUUUUGAGAACCUCUGUGUCUAUUGUUUUGUAACCUAUUGAUUUUGAGCUCAUGCCUACAAGUUAAACUACUACUACAUGCCACAUAAUGGUAGUCUGUCUAGUCCCUGAAUCAUUACUUUGUAAUUACUGUAGUUAACUAGUAUGUAGUCCCUGAAUUAUUACUUUGUAAUAAUUGUAGUUAAUUAUGCAGUCUCUGAAUUAUUUCUUUGUAAUUAUUAGAAAAUUGUUAGAUUUUGCAGUUAGGCUACAAUGAUUACUGGUAGGUUUUAAUAUUUUUUUCAUGUGUUUUCCUGUCUUUCCAGAAAAUGCUGUUAAAGAUGACAGCCGCAUUGCCCGUGCUGCUGGGCUUUGUAAAAAAUUGGUGGGACAUUUCUCCCACAGCUGGAAGCAGAAGAUGGCACUGAAAGAAGCACAACAGGAGCACAACCUCCCAGAGCACUCACUCAUCACAGAAUGCCCAACUAGGUGGGGCUCGAGGCAAAAGAUGAUGGAGAGGAUCUUGGAGCAGCGGCAAGCCAUAUCUAAUGUCCUCUCGGCAGACCGAAAAACACGGCAUCUGGUUCCCUCCUGGCAGGACCUGGAUGUACUGGAGUCUGUAAACCUGGCAUUACACCCUUUGCAAGUAUUUACUGAUGCUCUUUCCGGGGAAAGCUAUGUGAGUGUUUCAUAUGUGAAACCAGUCCUUCAUCUCUUGAAUACAUCAGUUCUUGCAGAAAAGGAAGAUGACACCAAUUUAACCAAGACCAUUAAAGUGAAAAUCCUGGAUUACAUGAAUACAAAGUAUGAUGACCCAGCAACACAAGAACUUCUGGACACUGCAUCCUUCAUGGACCCCAGGUUCAAGGUCAGCUACAUCAGCAGCGAAAGAGUCCAAGACAUCAAGACCAGGGUGAUGUCAGAAAUGAAAGAAACAGCACGGAAGGAGGGAACACCUUCUGACAACACUGAGGCCCAAAGCAUGGAUCCACCCAGCAACAAGAAGGCAAAGCGAUCAUUGGGCAGUUUGCUCAAAACAAGUCCAGGCCCCACCACUCCCACCGCAUCUUCCAUGCAGCUGGAGCAAGCUCUUGAAGCUGAACUUAACAGCUACUUGCUGUCCCCCACCAUUGACAGUGAGGCAGACCCUUUGGCUUGGUGGAAACUCCACCAGGUCACCUACUCAAGGCUGAGCAAACUAGCUCGGAGGUAUCUUUGUAUAGCUGCCACUAGUUCACCCUCUGAGAGGCUAUUCAGCACAUCAGGGAAUGUGGUAACAUGUCAACGUGCAUGUUUGAAACCCAGCAAAGUCAACAUGCUGGUUUUCUUGGCCAAGAACUUGCCCUAAAGAAUAACUUGCCAUAAGGGUAGAUUUUUUUUUUCCUGAUUGUAUCUUGAUUUAGUUAUUUCAAUUUUCCCCCGCAUACUAUAGAUCUCUGCACCUUGUUGGGCGGAGUCGAGGGCCUUGAUGAUUGUAAUGGGAGACAUUAGUUAUUUUAAAUUGCCAUGCCCAUGUUUAAUUUAUAUUUAUUUAAUUAUUUAAGUUGUUUUCCCCCAGAUAUUUUUUUAUUUCAAGAGUUCAAUGGUUUUGUUCAGUUUAGAAGAAAAUAUUUUAAAUAGAGCAGGGGAAAUUAAACUUCGUUGGGUGUUCAUGUUGUGCACUUUGUUCAAUAAAAGUUAAAUAAAAUAA